Gossypium raimondii (Peruvian cotton) is the source of this 1396-nucleotide messenger RNA. RefSeq names its product L10-interacting MYB domain-containing protein. The transcript has 3 exons. The record is from RefSeq and is a predicted model, not a curated record. Lineage: Eukaryota; Viridiplantae; Streptophyta; Magnoliopsida; Malvales; Malvaceae. Bases 297 to 1280 code for a protein of 327 amino acids.
AUGAGCUUUUAGCUAAAAAAACACUUUUCUUUGAAAAUCAAUGGAGAACACCCUUCAUUUGAUAGCAAAAUAUCAGCUUCUUAGAAGGACUUUUGGGCAGAUGAAAAGUAGAUUUUUUUAGCUUUUCAGCCAAAAAGUGCUUUUGGGUUGGUUACUUUGCCUUUUUAGCCACACGACGCUGGUUCUCUCUGCUGCUACACUGCUCUCUACUCUUUGCUCUUUGCUGGUUCCCUCUGCUGCGCUACGCUGGUUCUUUGCCCUCAUCUUUGCCCUCUGCUUUGUUCUGCCCUCUGCUGAUGAGCACUUCGGCGAUUGAAGUUAGUGAUGAAAAAGUGAAAUCAAUGUGGGAUAAGAGAUUGACAGACAUGUUUUGUGAUAUUUGUAUUAAAGAGAUAUUAAAAGGCAAUAGGUUUGGUAUUCAUUUCACAAAAGUUGGAUGGUUGAAAAUAAUGACCAACUUUGAGAAUGAAAUGGGCAAGGGUUUUUCACAAAGACAACUUAAAAAUAGGUGGGAUGCCCUAAAAAAAGAAUGGAAAGCUUGGAAGAAACUUAAAGGCGAUGAUACUGGUUUAGGGUGGAAUCCUAUAAAAAGAAUCGUUGAUGCAUCAGAUGAAUGGUGGGAGAGUAGGCUCCAGGUUGUCCCUGAAGCUAAAAAAUUUAAAACAUCGGGAUUUGAUCCUGAAUUCGAAGGGAAGUUGGAUCAAAUGUUCAUGGGGAUAGUUGCAACAGGUGAUAAAGCAUGGGCACCUUCUUCUGGUACACUCUGUAGUGAUUUUUUUGAGGAUGUUAACAACGAAAUACCUGAAGAGAGUGAAGAAGAAAAUAUGAGAAAUGAUGUUCACAUUUCAAAUGAUGUUCAAUUUGAUGGAAACGGUCAAAAAAGAAAAAAUCCUGAGACGUCAAGUUCACAUUUCAAAACUGGAAGAAAGAAAUCCUCAAAGCAAAUUGGAGGGGCUACAAGAUUGUCCAGUCAAAUAGAAAAAUUAUGCAAUGUAGCUGACAAUAUGAGUCAAGCCACAUCUAGUUUGACUCCUGUUAUGGAUCCAUAUAGUAUUCCACAAGCAGUCAAAAUGCUUGACACAAUGUCGGAAGAAGUUCCAGAAGCUAGUCCGCUAUACUUUUUCGCACUUAGAUUAUUGCUCAAUAAGGACAAGCGAAUUAUGUUUUUAUCAAUUAAUCCCAAGAUUAGAGCUUUGUGGCUUAAGACGGAAAUGGAGGAUAGUUGGAAAUUUUCUGAUCUUCUAGGGUUCAAAGAUAUCUAUUUAUGUGUAAUCUUUUAGUUAUAAUGGCUUAAGUGAAGUAUAUUUUCAUCAGUAGUUAUUUAUGUUUAGUUUUUGGAUAUUGAAUUUAUGUUCUACUUAUUUAUGUAUAAUCUAGUUUUAUUAAUAGUUGUUUA